AUGGGCACAGGUCACAAUGGGCAGGAGACUAAAAGCAGCCCCCGCGGGUGGUUUGGCCAUAGGCGGCUUCGGCGUCCAGAGAAAGGAGGGGAUCAGGACUGGCAGCUGAGCUUGCGGAGUCAGAGAGCAGAGCAGAGAGCCGUGGACAGCCAACCCGAGGCAGCCAGAGGAGGCCCUGCGGCGGGCAUGUUUAACACCCCCCCAGGGAACCUGCAGCAGCAGCUGUCCCAGGGGGAGUAUGCUCUAUUCAAGCACGCACAGAUGUUCGAGAGCGACUUCAUACAGGUCAGCAGAAGAGGGGAAGUGAUUGACGUGCACAACAGUGUCCAAAUGGUGACGGUGGGCAUCGUCCGCACCAGCCCCCACCUCGUCCUACCUGAUGUCAUGCUGCUGGCCAGCCAGAAGACAGGUCACCAGCCUACACAGAACUUAGAGCUGAGGAGGCUGCUUCCUUUGAUGUUUGUCAAGAUAUCCAUCCAUAACCUUAAAAAACAACAGCUCCGCCUGAAGCUGGCCACCGGCCGCUCUCUCUACCUUCAACUGUGUCCCCAGUGGGAUAUGAGAGAUCUUUUUGCUCAGUGGGAAGACCUCAUUUACAUGCUGAACCCACCGGUGGAGGUUUACAGGGGUACCCAAGCCAUUCCAGCGGAUGCCAUGCCGGACACGCCUGUGUUUGAGGAAGAAAACAGCCCAGAGGUGAGUCUCUGCAGCCUCGAGAAGCUGGGGCCGGGGUGCUUCAGGGACAGUCCUGAGGCUUAUUUAAAAACGUGCUGUACUUGGAAGUGUUCGGGGCCAAACAAGCCUCCGCUUGGAGGCAGUGCUGCAUUGGGGAGUUCCUAA
This is a messenger RNA of Molossus molossus (Pallas's mastiff bat), 840 nucleotides long. It is a transcript of the gene GARIN6, whose product is annotated as family with sequence similarity 71 member C. The transcript has 2 exons. Bases 1 to 840 code for a protein of 279 amino acids. Lineage: Eukaryota; Metazoa; Chordata; Mammalia; Chiroptera; Molossidae. The record is from RefSeq and is a predicted model, not a curated record. Gene Ontology annotation, cellular component: nucleus.